AUGGAAGGGAAGAGAGUGGAGAACCAGCAGAAGGAGCAGACUAAGGUAAGAGAUCAAACCCGGUAUCGAGGGAUUCGGAGGCGACCGUGGGGCAAGUUUGCUGCUGAAAUACGUGACCCUUCAAGAAAUGGGGCACGCCUAUGGCUAGGCACAUUUGAGACAGCUGAAGAGGCAGCUAGGGCUUAUGAUCGAGCUGCUUUCGGCUUCCGGGGUCAUUUGGCCAUCCUCAACUUCCCUAAUGACUACCAGUAUCAUAACCCAUCAAGCUCUUUGAUCAGCACUUCAUCCUCUUCAUCUUCUUCUUCAUCACCAUCUCCAUUUUCUGCUGCUGAUAUUGGAAAGAGUACUAAUUUUGGCAGAGGCCAAGAAGAAGAUGAAGUUAUAGAGUUUGAGUACUUGGACAACAUGGUUUUGGAGGAGCUUCUUGACACAAAAGAGGAUCAUCAUAGACAGGGGAAACCAACCCAUUAG
Prunus armeniaca (apricot) is the source of this 471-nucleotide messenger RNA. Lineage: Eukaryota; Viridiplantae; Streptophyta; Magnoliopsida; Rosales; Rosaceae. The record is from the annotation of a GenBank genome assembly.